ACGACUCGUUUCGGCUCUUCUCCCCCUAGACUAGGGUUAGGGUUACGAUUUUCGGAGUAUGAAUUUGUCAUCAUUGCUCCUUCUUUUCGAACCAUCCUCAGGUCAGCCACAUUUCAUCUGAAUUCUAUCUACUCUGCCAUGUCUCUAACACCCGCAACCAUGCGCCGUUUGAUGCGCGAGAUUACCGAGUUGAAGAACAACCCUCCUGAGGGCAUUCGCGUUGUCACGAGUGAGGAGAAUAUGCUUGACCUCACAGGGAUUGUUGAGGGACCAGAGCAAACUCCAUACGCGGGCGGGUACUUCAGGGUGCGGUUCCAAUUUACACACGAAUUCCCCACUGCACCCCCAAAAUGCUGGUUCGCAACCAAAAUUUUCCACCCAAACGUCUCUUCCGCGGGAGAGAUUUGUGUGAACACGUUGAAGAAGGACUGGCAAUCGUCAUAUGGCAUCGGUCACAUUCUCGUGACAAUUAAGUGCCUCCUCAUUUAUCCCAAUCCCGAAAGUGCCCUCGAUGAGGAAGCGGGGAAGCUCCUCCUGGAGGACUACGACGCGUACUGUUCCCGCGCGAAGCUUAUAACAAGUGUGCAUGCCACUCCUCGCAUACGACCUCCCGAAUUUCAGACACAAUCCACUGAGAAAGAGGGAGAGCCGUCCACGACGUCGAUACCGGUUUCGAUUCCAACACCAGCUGUGGUGCCACCAUCACCACAUAUUACGCUACCUGUCCCAAUAUCUGCAUCAUCGCCACGCAAAUCCUCUCCCGUGCCACCGUCGCAACCUCUCCAAUCAUCUCCAGCGAACACAAUGCCCUCAUCACUCUCUACGAGCACUGUGUCCAGCAAAGACGGCAAGGAGCGCUUAUCACCGCUUGGGACUGCAAAUUCGAACGUUGCGGGUCCAGCUGCUACUGCCGCAACCAAGGCCGUCAAACGAUCUGCAGCCUCAGCUGGCUCCGGGACAGAGAAACGUAAGAAAGCAUUGAAGCGUUUAUAAGAGUGCGUCUUGUACAUACACCAUCAUCUAGGACAGUGGUCCAAUAGGGGGAUCAUCUUGUGCACAUAGUAGUUCUGUUCUUUGUUUCUUGUCGAUAUGGCUGUCGUAUUUGUUUUCUCAGUAACAUAAUGGCCAAUACACCAGAUAUUAUAUGCAUUGUUGUCACGCGUCACGCGUAACGGUGCGCGUCGCGUGACGAAGUGACG
Suillus subalutaceus is the source of this 1199-nucleotide messenger RNA. RefSeq names its product ubiquitin-conjugating enzyme/RWD-like protein. The record is from RefSeq and is a predicted model, not a curated record. The transcript is spliced from 4 exons. Bases 139 to 993 code for a protein of 284 amino acids. Lineage: Eukaryota; Fungi; Basidiomycota; Agaricomycetes; Boletales; Suillaceae.